Ascochyta rabiei is the source of this 2475-nucleotide messenger RNA. RefSeq names its product Multiple RNA-binding domain-containing protein 1. Gene Ontology annotation, cellular component: cytoplasm; nucleus; ribonucleoprotein complex. Lineage: Eukaryota; Fungi; Ascomycota; Dothideomycetes; Pleosporales; Didymellaceae. Gene Ontology annotation, molecular function: mRNA binding. The transcript has 3 exons. The record is from RefSeq and is a predicted model, not a curated record. The coding region runs from base 1 to 2475 and encodes 824 amino acids.
AUGGAAUCGUCUCGCAUCUUCGUACGUGGGCUGCCGCCCAAGUUCACCGAGGACGAUGUGCGCAAGCAUUUUGCCAAGUUCCCGGUCACAGACGUCAAGUUCUUUCCACAUCGCCGCAUUGGAUACGUCGGUUACAAGACGCCUGAGGAUGCUGCGAAGGCUGUCAAGUACUUCAACAAAACCUUCAUCCGGAUGACCAAGAUCUUUGUCGAGGUUGCCCGGCCGAUCUCGGACGAGCUGCUACCCAAGUCACGACGACAGAUCAAGGUUGAGAAGACUGCACCCAGGAGUGACGACUACUUCCCACCACCGAAGGAAGACAAUGCUCUGAAGCGCAAGCGUGAAGAAGCAGAGCAAGAUCCAAAGCUAAAGGAGUUCCUCGAGGUCUAUCAGCCACCCUCAAAAACCAAUAUUUGGACAGAGGGUGAUGCGCAAAUUGCUGCAGGCAAUUCUGCAGCAGCUGAACAGUCUGUACAAGACGUAGUCGUACCUGCAGACGAAAGCGACGACGAGUACCAGGUCAUCGCCAAGAAGCCCAAGACCGUAGAAGCAUCAAACGAGGCACUGACGGAGACACAUCCUGUACCAGCGGCCGAGCCCAUCAACGCUACCAAAGACGCUGUUGUGCAGGACACCGACGAAACAAUGCAGGAUGCGCCAGAUGCAGUCGCGGCUGACCAACCUCCCACAACCGACGAUGACUGGCUGCGAUCACGGACAAACAGACUCUUAGAUCUUGUCGAGGAUGACGAUGUCCCUGUCGCUCCUGCAUCUGCCCCAUCAAAACCUGCCGCUGAGAAGCGUGACUCCCCAGUGGCUAUCGAACAGCAGCUUGAGUCUACGCAAACUGCCGAUGCACCGGUUGUUGAUGCUGUGCCGUCCGAAGAAGACAAGAUCCGAGAAACAGGUCGACUGUACCUUCGAAACCUACAUUUCGAGGUCGCUGAAGAGGACAUUAGAAAACAGUUUGCCAAAUACGGAUCACUCGCUGAAGUGCAUGUGCCCUUGAAGAAGAUCGAUGGCAAGGGUAAGGGCUUCGCGUUCGUGCAGUUCAAGGACCCUGAAAAUGCCGUCGAGGCCUUCAAUGAGAAUGAUAGAACCAUCUUUCAGGGUCGUCUCUUGCACGUAAUCUCCGCCAAAGCGAAGAAGGACACCAAGCUUGACGAAUUUGAGAUCUCCAAACUGCCACUGAAAAAGCAGAAGGAGAUCCGACGGAAGCAAGAUGCUGUCAAAGCUACCUUCAAUUGGAACUCGCUGUACCUCAAUGCAGAUGCGGUCAUGUCCACCCUUGCGAGUCGCAUGGGGAUAAGUAAGGCAGAGCUGCUUGAUCCAACGUCUUCUGACGCUGCGGUCAAACAAGCUCAUGCCGAGACCCACAUUAUCCAGGAGACCAAGAACUACUUCGCUCAACAUGGGGUAGAUCUUGAGGCUUUCAAAAACAGCGCAAAGGGCGACACUGCGAUCUUAGUCAAGAAUGUUCCUCACUCUGUCACAGCAGAUGAACUGCGAAAGACGUUCGAGGAGCAUGGCAAAAUCACAAAGUUCCUCAUGCCACCGACGGGCAUGACUGCUAUUGUAGAAUUCUCAAAUGCUGCAGAGGCGAAGACAGCAUUCAUGGCCCUUUCGUAUCGUAAGAUGAUGGGCUCCAUCUUGUACCUCGAAAAGGCACCGAAAGAACUGUUCAAGGAGGGCUUUGUGGCACCUGUAGUUCAGGAAACGUCCACCAACAAGCCAGAUGCCAAACUCACUGCAACGGACUUGCUCGAAGAAGCUCCCGAACCAGAUGCGUCGAAUACCGCCACCCUCUAUGUCCGGAAUCUUAACUUUUCUACCACAACCGAGCGCCUUACAGAGACGUUCAAGCCUCUCUCCGGCUUCCGCAGUGCCAGAGUCAAGACCAAGAUUGACCCGAAGCGAGGUGUACUAUCGAUGGGUUUCGGCUUUGUCGAAUUCGAUAGCCCAGAAGCAGCAACAGCUGCGCUUCGAACCCUGGAUGGCCAUGAUUUGGAGGGCCACAAGCUGCAGAUUAAAGCAUCCCACAAGGGUGCAGAUGCAGCAGAGGAGCGGCGCAAAGAGGACGCCGCAAAAAAGGCGGCGAGCACCAAGAUUCUUAUCAAGAACUUGCCCUUCGAAGCUAGCAAGAAGGAGGUGCGCGCCCUGUUCACCCCUUACGGCCAGCUUCGGUCCGUCAGGGUGCCCAAGAAGUUUGAUUCGUCUUCACGUGGUUUCGGUUUCGCUGAGUUCACCACAAAACGCGACGCUGUCAACGCCAUGAACGCCUUGAAGAACACCCAUCUUCUCGGUCGACGAUUGGUUCUUGCCUUUGCAGAGACCGAAUCGGACGAUCCCGAGAAGGAACUCGAGAAGAUGCAGCAGAAGAUGGGAGCACAGGCCAACAAGGUUGCCCUGCAAAAGCUCACGGCAGGCGGCCGCCAGAAGUUUAACGUUGCAGGCAGCGACGAGCUAGAUGAAUGA